UCCUCCAUCAUUUCCUCCUCCUCCUUCAAACUAACAAAUGGCCUCACGACGCUGGACAAAAAUCGUAACCGUUUUAAUGUCAAUAGUUAACUGAUUGUUUAGAUUUGAUUUUCUAUCCUAAAAUUUUACAAUUUCAAAGUGAAUUAUAAUUUAAUGUUCCCUUGUUAAAUUGGCAAGUUAAUCAACCCUCAAUUUGGUAGAGAGAGUAAUCAACAAUUUGAAUUGUUUCCAAAAGUAGGAGGACACAAUUAAACAACAUCAUCAUUAACCUUUAACUUAAUUAACUACUUAAUCAGUUUGUUUUCUUAGUUUCAUCAAAUAUUAUUGUGUGUUGAUUGUUGAACUUUAAAUUAAUUGUAGGUUUAUUUUUUUUCAAUCGUGGGAUGUUUUCAAUCAUCAUAAUCAACUGAUUAUUUAUUAUCAUUAUUGAUCAAUUAUUAUGAAAAGUUUGAAAUUGAGAGUUGAUUGAUUGAUAGAAUCAACUAAUUGUGAUCGUCAUGUUAGUUAAAACAAUGUUUCAUUAUUUUGGAUUCCUAAGUAAUUGGACAAUUAACUUAAUUACUUUGGUGGGUUAUUUUGUGUUCUUUAUCAUCUGUGCUAAUCAAGUUAAUUGUGGUGAAACGAUUAAUUCUAAUAACAAUGUUGCCAGUCCAGUUAAUCCAAUUAUCCGACGAAAUGUAAUCGAUGAAAUUUUCAAAUCGGUCAAAAAUCUUCGAGAUGAUUGUAAUCAAUGGACAAAUCGACCGAUGGCCGAGGAAACGUUUAUGGACAGUUUAGCUGCUCGAUUGAGUUUAACUGAAGCUAAAUUGGAAAAUUUAAUUUCCAACAGUAAAUUGGUUGAUAAUCAACGACAAUUGGAAAUUAAAUUUGGUUUAAUUGAGAGAUUAAUUGAGAAUAACUUUGAACGUUUGGCGAAAAAAUUUGAAGAAAUCGCUGAUACAAUUAGAGGAUUACAAACAAUGGUGAUAAUCAAUCACAAUUCAACUGAGGAGAAAAUUAAGAAAAUUUUAUCUUCGCUACUUAAUUACAACAACAAUCAAACAACACCUUCAAUAUCUGUUGAUACAAUUAAUGAAUUACAAGGUUUCUGGGAGCAAAAGUUAAUCAACACCGAGAAAUUAAUCAAUCGUCAUGUUAAUUUGGCUAAGGAUGAAAUAAAAGAGUUAAUUGUUGGUGGUAAUGAUGGUAAAUUAAAGAGUUGGACUAAUGAACUAACUGAUUCAGGAAUUGUUGUUGAUCAAAUUGAUCUAAUUGGGACAAUUAACUCAAUUAAAAAUGAAAUAAACCAUAAAGUUGAUAAGGUUGAUAAUCAAAUUAAAUUUGCUGUUCAAGAGAUGAACUUUAAACUGGACAAUCAAAUAGAUGAAUUAAGAAAUCUAACCAACAAUCAAUUCUGUGAAAAUGGGAGAUUUAAAGAAUCAAGAUCAAUCCAAUCAUCACCCUUACCCUCAUCAUCAUCAACAACAACAACAAUUAACAAUGAUCAGUUGAUUGUAACAACAGAACCGAUUGAAACAAAGGCCGAUCAACUUUCCGCUAAUCAAAAAAACGAUCAAGAUAUGAACCAAUUAGAGUUAAUUGAUUAUUCCGAUAAAAUGAAUCGUCGAUGCUUAAUUACUCCGAACAAAACAUCAAUGGUUAAUUGUGAAUCGAUUCCUCUUAAAUCAACCUGGAAAACCUGUGGCGAUAUUUACAAUGAUAAUAUCACUUGUGAUGGCGUUUAUUUAAUUAUGAUGGAGCCGAGGCCAUCAAGGGUUUGGUGUGAUAUGAAUGAUAAUGGCGGUGGAUGGAUGGUUAUCCUUCGUCGUGGAAACUUUGAUUCCAGGUCAAACAAUUUAAUCAGUUUUAAUCAGAAUUGGUUCCUAUAUAAGUAUGGAUUCGGUGAUCAAAAGGACGAGUAUUGGUUGGGUAAUGAACAUAUUCAUCGGAUAACAAAUCGAUUUGACCAUUCACUUCAGAUUGACCUUGAAUCUUGGGAUGGUCAAUGUAUCUCAUUGGAUUUCGGUCAUUUUCAAAUUGGAUCAGAAGAUGAGAGUUAUAAGUUAAUUGUUGCCGAUGCCAGGGGACCUCAUGCGAUUAUUGGUGAACAAUUGAUUAUGUAUAAUAACAGCGCUUUUAAUACUCGUGAUAGAAUCGCUGAUCGGCAAACAUUGAGAUGUGGUCACUUUUAUGGCGGCUGGUGGUUCAAUGGAUUCGCUUGUUAUCAAAUUUUCUUGACCGGCGAGUUUACAAGAUUAGAUGAUUAUAAAGGCCAAUUACCGGGUAUCCAUUGGAAUUCGUGGAAACCAAAUCAACCAUUGAAAUCUGUUCAGAUGAAGAUCAGGCCAAAAUCUAGAAAUAAAAACAAAAACAAGACUUGAAAUUCAUCAUUUCAACAAUUUAAAUCAUCUGAUUAUUUGUAAUCCUUUUACUUUUCCCUUUUCUUGUAUUGUCCAAUUGAAAAUGUAAAUAUUAUUAUUUUGAUUCAACAGUUUGGCAUCAAUAUAAACGAAACAAUUAAUUCAA
Panonychus citri (citrus red mite) is the source of this 2505-nucleotide messenger RNA. RefSeq names its product angiopoietin-1-like. The coding region runs from base 498 to 2360 and encodes 620 amino acids. The transcript is spliced from 2 exons. Lineage: Eukaryota; Metazoa; Arthropoda; Arachnida; Trombidiformes; Tetranychidae. The record is from RefSeq and is a predicted model, not a curated record.